This is a messenger RNA of Leptonychotes weddellii (Weddell seal), 4673 nucleotides long. Its product is annotated as heparan sulfate glucosamine 3-O-sulfotransferase 3B1. The record is from RefSeq and is a predicted model, not a curated record. Gene Ontology annotation, molecular function: [heparan sulfate]-glucosamine 3-sulfotransferase activity. NCBI's taxonomy places the organism in Eukaryota, Metazoa, Chordata, Mammalia, Carnivora, Phocidae.
AUGGGGCAGCGCCUGAGCGGCGGCCGAUCCUGCCUCGAUGUCCCCGGCCGGCUCCUGCCGCAGCCGCCGCCGUCCCCGCCACCGGUGAGGAGGAAGCUCGCGCUGCUCUUCGCCAUGCUCUGCAUCUGGCUCUACAUGUUCCUGUAUUCGUGCGCCGGCUCGUGCGCCGCCGCGCCGGGGCUGCUGCUGCUGGGCUCGGGGUCCCGCGCCGCCCACGCCCCGCCAGCCCUGGCUCCGGGUCCCGAUGGGACUGCCCCCAGGCUGCCGUUCCAGGCGGCGCCGGCCACCCCGCUGGCUGCGGGCAAGGAGCCGGCCGAGGGCGCCGCGAGCCAGGAGGAACAGAGUCCCGAGACGCCGGACUCCCCCAGCUCCAUCUCCAGCUUCUUCAGUGGGUCCGGGAGCAAGCAGCUGCCGCAGGCCAUCAUCAUCGGCGUGAAGAAGGGCGGCACGCGGGCUCUGCUGGAGUUCCUGCGCGUGCACCCCGACGUGCGCGCCGUGGGCGCCGAGCCCCACUUCUUCGACCGCAGCUACGACAAGGGCUUCGCCUGGUACCGGGACCUGAUGCCGAGGACCCUGGAGGGGCAGAUCACCAUGGAGAAGACACCCAGUUACUUCGUCACCCGCGAAGCGCCCGCGCGCAUCUCGGCCAUGUCCAAGGACACCAAGCUCAUCGUGGUGGUGCGGGACCCGGUGACCCGAGCCAUCUCGGACUACACGCAGACGCUGUCCAAGCGGCCCGACAUCCCCACCUUCGAGAGCUUGAUGUUCAAGAACCGCACGACGGGCCUCAUCGACACGUCGUGGAGCGCCAUCCAGAUCGGCAUCUACGCCAAGCACCUGGAGCCCUGGCUGCAUCACUUCCCCAUCGGCCAGAUGCUCUUCGUGAGUGGGGAGCGGCUCAUCAGCGACCCGGCCGGCGAGCUGGGCCGCGUGCAGGACUUCCUGGGCCUCAAGAGGAUCAUCACCGACAAGCACUUCUACUUCAACAAGACCAAGGGCUUCCCCUGCCUGAAGAAGGCCGAGGGCAGCAGCAAGCCCCACUGCCUGGGCAAGACCAAGGGCAGGACCCACCCCGAGAUCGACCGCGAGGUGGUGCGCAGGCUGCGUGAGUUCUAUCGGCCGUUCAACUUGAAGUUCUACCAGAUGACCGGCCAGGACUUCGGCUGGGAUUGAUCGACCCCCGGGCCGUGUGACUUACCACUCGGCUUAUGUAUCGAGAGAGGUUAUAUGUAUGUAAAAUGUACAGAAAUCUAUUUUAUAAUAAUUUAUUUUUAAUUCGUAAGCAAUUAACUCACUCAGCUGCCUAGCCACACUCUUUAGAGAGUUAGUCUCAUAAUCUGUUAACAUUCCAAAGUGUUUAAUCUUUUCUUUUCCUCACGAUUGAUGGUGCUUCCGUCCCCCCCGCUCCCCGCCCCUACCCAUUCUAUUUAAAAAGAAGAAAAGCACAACUUGAGAUUUUUGUUGUUACGGGUACGCAGCCUGCAGUCGCUGUCUGAGUUCACUUGCCAUCUCCCUGUGUCUUGGGUCUUGUAGUCCAGCUGCCAUUCCUCCCUCCCUGCCCUCGUACCUCCGAGGAGCGCCCAGCUGCCCCAGCAGCUCGGCUCCCUCAAGGUCAUGUCUCAUGUAGCAGCCUCCUGCCCGUGUGUCGACAUUUCGAAGGACGUAGAGGCCAGACCACAGCGCUAGGCUUUCCGCCCCGAGUCUACUCAGCUCGCGGGGGAGUCACUACCUUGGUAGGGACACGCGCCUCCUCUCUGGAGUCUGCGUCCCAGGGUCCGUUUACUUCAGCUUAUGAUUUUGAGAGAGAGCCCUGCGUCCCCUUCUGCCCCGGUCCCUGGUUCUUGAAGCCGCUUGAAGCGUAUGCAGAUGUUACAGCCCCUCUUUCCCAGGUCACGUGUGUGAGAUGCUUGGGUGCUGCUUUAGAACUAAAGACGACCUCUCCUUUGCAUGAGUACACCAUGCUCGGUCCUCCAGGCAGACAGUUCUGCUCUGACACACCAAAGAAUCCCCUAGGCUAGCAGAACCAUCAGCACAAACCCGCAGGUGCCGGGUGUCCAGACCCAGAGGGCUCAGGUGCAUCCCACGCCCUCAGAGCCCCCCAAGGUGCUGCUGGGUGCCGAGCCAGCCCACGUGGGGCACAUCCCAGUAGUAGGCGGACCACCUCAGUGGGGAGAAAAGCCAAAAGAGCACCAGAAGGACAGGCGGCCUGGCAGAAGAAGCAAGUCCCUGGCCCCCUGCUUGAUGUCUGGAACUCGCCUCCUUGGAAUUCCUAGCUCAUCACAGACUGACAGCACAGUCUGUCGCCAACAGCCAGACAGCAAGCAGCAGGAGUGGCUCUUGCAGAGACAAGCUGGGGGAAGAAAGUUGUUGACUGGCGGCCGCCGAACCUAACGAUUAUGAAGAUGUCCCUUGUUUGAGCUAGGUCCCAGGAGAAGAGUCUCCAGUAUUGUCGCUGCUGAUGCAGAAUGCUCUCCCCUCCAUCCCUCUCUGUUGAGAGAGCAGUUGGAGAUUAUUUUUGACGGCCAGCUUGUGGCAGUCGGGGUCACCAUAUAGCAAUAUCACAGAAUGAACAUGUUCACUGUAUCCUGUUUUCUAAACCGGAAUGCUUCUACCAUAGAAGAAUUUUCAUUUGAGUUAUAGUUGCACCAAGGCUUACGUGGGAAGACGCACACAUUGGCCAAAUGGUUGGGGUGUGAUAUUUACAAAGACAGGAAGUUUUAUUUUGAGUUACAGUUGCACCAAGGCUUAUAUGAGAAGAGACACACAUUGUCCAAAUGGUUGGGGUGUGAUAUUUAAGAAGACACUCUUGUGCAUUGGAUGGGAUAGAACUUGCCCCGUUGAGCAAGAAAAUUUGUAUGAAAAGAGAGAGAAAUAAUUCAUCUUUCAUCAAAACUGAUCACCAUGUCACCGGUCCUUGAGUGAUGUCGUUUGGUAAUUGGUUUGUAUUCGCCCACAAGUUUGAGCCCAGACAUAGCUCGCUCACACUGAGCAGCAAAACAAUCAGGAUCAUCGUGUAGGUUCUGGGCAGGAGGAUGGGCACUGGGGCUCCAUGCAUUAUUCCCCAGAUGCUCUGUUCAUUUCAGAGCUUAAUGACUGCCUCUACCAAGUAGUACAGAAGCUGCCUUUAGGGGAAUACCAUAAUCCUAGCACGGUUCUCCCUUCUUGCUGCUUGGGCGUCCAGACAUCUGCAUAAGGGUACUCUAAGGGGUUGUACGUUUUUGCGGUCAGAAAGCUCAUUUGUAAUAAAACGGAGAAUGCUUCUUUCCAGUUACAACGUAACAUCGCUUAAAGUAAAAGUCAGGAUCCACAACCUCCACGGAACCCCGCGCUGACCACUUUCUGGCCACUUUUCGUGCCCUGAUAUGGCUCGUGAUGUAGAAUUGCAGAAAAAGCGCAGCGAAGGGUGUGCGACAAGGCAGUAGGAAAACGUGCGUACGUUUUUCCUUCCCUUCGGGUCCCUGUUGUCUUUCUAAGCUGGACAGUUUUGAUUAAGUUGUUUAUCCCCUGCCUUACAACUGAAACAGGAAAUCUCCAGAUAGAAGGAGGGUCACUGAGUCAUGAACACUGGAGUCAGGAUUCUAUUCUGGGUCAAAUCCUCGAAUCCAAACAGAUGUUGAUAAUUGGCAAGGACAGACUAGAGUACGUUUUCCUGUAGAAGAUAAAUAAAUGAAAACUUCCAUGCAUCUCUUCAUAGGGGUCUGAUAGCUUACAGUUCCCGACCCCCGCAGAAGCGGCAUCUGCCCCACGGUUACACCCCGUCAUGUGAUAGUUAUUACUGAGCCGGGGCGCAUAUGUCCUCCCGCAGAAGUUAAGCAACACGUACAAUUCAGCCUUGAGUUUCUUCCUGUUCUAGCAAUCUCCAAGGCCACCAGCUCAAGUUCUUAGCUGCUAGAAGACAAACACCGGUUUGUGUUUUGGCACUUUGUCCCUAUGCACGCUUUGGGUUUUUUCCAGUUUACAGGGAAAACUGAUAAUUCACUGGGGGUACUUUAUUCCUCUCUGUUUCAUUUGCUUGUUAAAAAGAUUAACAAACAAAAAAAAGAAAUUGGAGGUUUUUAUUGUCCCUGUCUACCCCAUGCUUGCUUUGAGGUGUUUGGUAACUUGGGAGGUGGUACCUGGAAAGGUAUUUAGGUAUAGUGACUGCAUAAUAAAUACUUGGAUGACGGAGGAAGAGACAUUGUCUUUUUCGCGGGAUUCUCUUUGGAAGUCAUUUUGAGUGACAGAUACAUUUUAGGCCUUUGGAGAAACAGUUUCAGAUCCUGCCAGGAUAUUUACAUAAGAAAGGAAAAUGGAAGGUUCCAGUAGACUAGAAAUACUUAGCAUGUAUCUCAAACGCUGACACAGACGUCUGUGUGAUUUUUCUUUUUCAGUUUCUCAAGAAGGAUGGUCAAACUGAAAGGUGUGGUUAGAUGUUUUUUUUUCACUUUUGUAACAUUAAUUUAUGACUGAGUUCAUUCAGCCCAGUAAUCUGAAAUACGGUGCAAAUUCUAGCCGUGUGUCUUCUAUAACCUGGAUGUUAGAAUAGCCAAUAUGUACAAAAAGAAUUAAAACAAGUAUUUUGUUCUAUGUAUAACACAAAUUAAUUUUACACAGAGAAAGAUGUUUCUAGGAAAAAGAAAUUCUGGUAAUUCAUACUACUUCUUUGUAUGAACAAAUAAAAUCUAUUUUACCAA